Messenger RNA from Vicia villosa (hairy vetch), 2511 nucleotides. RefSeq names its product S-type anion channel SLAH2-like. The record is from RefSeq and is a predicted model, not a curated record. The coding region runs from base 240 to 2081 and encodes 613 amino acids. The transcript has 6 exons. Gene Ontology annotation, molecular function: voltage-gated monoatomic anion channel activity. Gene Ontology annotation, biological process: intracellular monoatomic ion homeostasis; transmembrane transport. Gene Ontology annotation, cellular component: membrane. Lineage: Eukaryota; Viridiplantae; Streptophyta; Magnoliopsida; Fabales; Fabaceae.
UUCAUAUUCAUAACACAUUCUCCUCAUUCUCUUUUUUUUUUUCUCUCUUUUCUCUAACAAACAUCUUUAUUCUUUCAUUUUCUUUCCUAAAUUCUUUUUUUUUUCUUUUUCAUAUCUCUCUUUUUUAUUAUUUACUCAUAAAGAACCCCUUCAGUUUUCUUCCUCAUCCAGAGAAACCUGAGUUCCACAAUCAGGUUUCUCCUGGAACACCAACCAAAAAAUCUUCAAGGUUUAGCGGCAUGGAUAAUCACGUAAGCGUUGAAAUUACAGAACAAGAUACUUUUGAAACUCCUUCACUGAUUAAGUUUAUAUCAUCACAUGAACUUGAUGGUUUUGAUACAUUUCACUCUCAGUUUCCAAGCCCAGCUCGCAAAGACUCUGAACCAUCCUCACCAACAAGCUUCCAAGAUGAACCAUUAGUCAACAAUCAUCAAAGAAAACCAUCUGUUUCUAUAAGCAUGCCACUUUCUGCAGAAGAAGUUCAACUUCAAAAUGAGAGUAGCGACAAGAAAGUUUUCUUUAGUGGAGAAACUGUUAUCAUCAAAGAUAAAAAGCCAUCAAGAACCGCGAGUUCUCUCCCUCCGAAAAACCCGAAAUGUUACUCUCAACCGAUGCCAAAAGGUAUGGUUCGCCAAGAAGGUUCUCAAACUCAAAAGGGGAAUAGUAGUCAUCAUAAUCAACCUGGAAUCAAAAUGUUUCGAGAUAAGAGGUUCGACUCGUUUAAAACAUGGUCUGGUGGACUCGAGAGACAGUUAACGAUUCUGCGCGGUAAAGAACCGGGUGCAAGUGCACAUGAUGGCAACAACUCUACAAGAAGCAUUGACAGGGCUUUACCUGUUGAUAGGUAUUUCGAUGCCUUGGAAGGUCCCGAAUUAGAAACUCUUAAGUCAUCAGAAGAGAUAAUGCUUCCUCAUGACAAACGAUGGCCGUUUCUUCUCCGGUUCCCCGUUUCAUCGUUUGGUAUAUGCCUCGGAGUUAGCAGCCAAGCAAUUCUCUGGAAAACACUGGCCACAUCGCCUGCAACUGAAUUUCUUCGCGUAACUCCCAUAAUAAACCUAAUCUUAUGGUGCAUAUCCACGUUACUUAUUGCCUCCGUUUUCACAGUCUAUAUUCUCAAACUAGUCUUCUACUUCGAAGCAGUUCGUCGAGAAUACUACCAUCCAAUCCGUGUUAACUUCUUCUUCGCGCCAUGGAUAGCUCUCUUGUUUUUAGCUCUCGGCGUUCCACCAUCCGUCGCAAAAAACCUGCAUCAUUCUCUUUGGUACAUUCUAAUGGUACCAAUAUUUUUCCUCGAGCUCAAGAUUUACGGACAGUGGAUGUCUGGCGGACAAAGGAGGCUCUCGAAAGUGGCAAACCCUUCAAACCAUUUAUCAAUUGUUGGAAACUUUGUUGGAGCGUUACUCGGUGCAUCGAUGGGACUAGUUGAAGGACCGAUUUUCUUCUUCGCAGUUGGACUUGCUCAUUACAUUGUGUUAUUUGUGACACUUUAUCAAAGACUUCCAACUAAUGAAACACUACCUAAAGAACUUCAUCCUGUGUUCUUUCUGUUUGUUGCAGCACCUAGUGUUGCUUCAAUGGCUUGGGCUAAGUUGCAAGGUUCCUUCGAUUAUGGAUCAAGGAUCGCGUAUUUCAUCGCCCUGUUCCUUUAUUUCUCAUUGGCUGUCAGGAUCAAUUUCUUCAGAGGAUUUAAAUUCUCCCUUGCAUGGUGGGCCUAUACUUUUCCAAUGACUGGUGCAGCAAUUGCAACCAUAAGAUACUCAAAUGAAGUACCAAACAUUGUUACCAAAUCAUUGUGUGUUGCAUUGGCUCUCAUCUCAACAUUCACUGUGAUGAUACUUCUUCUAUCAACAAUAUUGCAUGCAUUUGUUUUUAGAGACCUUUUCCCUAAUGACAUUGCUAUUGCCAUAAGUGAUAGAAAGAGAAAACCACAUAAGAAUUGGUUAGGUUUUAGAUAUGGAAGCCAAGAUUCUAAAGAGAUUGAAACUUAUUUGAAGUUUGUUAAUACUGAAGAUAAUAGUAGUGUGGAUGGUUCCACCCGACAACCGUCCUCUAGCUGCAUGGAUCAGAAUUCGCCUAAUUAAGGAUAAGGAUCGAUAUGGCUUUCAAAAAGAAUCCGCAACAAUCUAAACUACGACAUCAAAACCAUUAUUGUCUGCGGCGACCUUAUUUGAAAGGGCGUUAGACAUCAAUGUUUUUGACAUCUUUUAAUUUGAUGAUAUUAAGAAUUGUGAUGCGAAUGCGGCCGUUAUUGUUAUGUAAAACAUUGUUGGUAUGGAAUCAUAGUCUUUUUAAAAGACAAGAAAAAUUAUGAGUGAUGUAAUAAUGUUAUAUUUUAGUGAAGCAUAUGUGAGGAACAAAAGUGGUUUUGAUUGUUCCAAUGAUCAUGUGAUGUAGUAAGUUAAAUAUGGUUUGUGUAGGAUGAUUAGAUUUUUGUAGAAAUAGUAGUUUCCACCUACUAUGAAAAAUAAGUGAGGUGUUAAUUAUAUUUUAAUAUAAGUUACUAUUUUAUAA